GCCCACCCCGCAGAGCCGCCGCCUGGGAGCCCAGUUGCCGAGGAACUUUUCGCGGGCGCCGGGCCCCACUGAGGCCAGGGCGUGACGCGAACUCGCGGAGCGGCGGCGGCGGGCCGGGUGGGCCGCCGGGAGGAGGCGACUGCGCCAUGGACGAGCCACCCUUCAGCGAAGCGGCCUUGGAGCAGGCGCUGGCCGAGCCGAGCGAGCUGGACGCGGCGCUGCUGACCGACAUCGAAGACAUGCUUCAGCUUAUCAACAACCAAGACAGCGACUUCCCGGGCCUGUUCGAGCCGCCCUUCGCUGGGGGCGGAGCAGGGGGCACAGACCCCGCCAGUCCAGAUGCCAGCUCCCCAGGCAGCCUGUCCCCACCUCCUUCCACGAUGAACUCCCCACUCGAAGGCUUCCUGGGGGGGACCAAGGCGACAACCCCACCCUUGUCCCCUCCCCAGCCUGCACCCACCCCCCUGAAGAUGUACCCUUCCGUGCCUGCCUUCUCCGCGGGGCCUGCUAUCAAGGAGGAACCAGCGCCCCUGACCACCCUCCAGCCGCUGCCGGGGGCUCUCCUGCCCCAGCGCCUUCCGGCCCCAGCCCCACCGCAGUUCAGCUCUGCCCCUGUGUUGGGCUAUCCCAGCCCUCCUGGAGGCUUCUCCACAGGGACCCCCCCGGGGAGCACCGUGCAGUCGCUGCCUGGCCUGCCACUGGCUGCCCUGCCAGGGGUCCCGCCCGUCUCCUUGCACAACCAGGUCCAGAGUGCGGCUCCCCAGCAGCUGUUGACGGCCACAGCCACCCCGACGGUGGCCCCUGGAACAACCACUGUGACCUCACAGGUCCAGCAGGUCCCGGUCCUGCUGCAGCCCCACUUCAUCAAGGCAGACUCGCUGCUCCUGACGACUGUGAAAACAGACGUGGGAGCCCCCAUGAAGGCGGCAGGCAUCAGCUCCCUGGCCCCUGGCAUGGCUGUGCAGGCAGCGCCCUUGCAGACCCUGGUGAGUGGCGGAACCAUCCUGGCGACUGUGCCGCUGGUAGUGGACGCUGACAAGCUGCCCAUCAACCGGCUGGCAGCCAGUGGCAAGGCCCCGGGCUCGGCCCAGAGCCGAGGUGAGAAGCGUACGGCCCACAAUGCCAUUGAGAAACGCUACCGCUCUUCCAUCAAUGACAAGAUCGUCGAGCUCAAGGACCUGGUGGUGGGCACAGAGGCCAAGCUGAAUAAAUCCGCUGUCUUGCGCAAGGCCAUCGACUACAUCCGCUUCCUUCAGCAGGGCAACCAGAGACUCAAGCAGGAGAACCUGAGUCUGCGCACAGCUGCCCACAAAAGCAAAUCUCUGAAGGACCUGGUGUCAGCCUGCGGCAGUGGAGGCCACACAGACGUGCCCGUGGAGGGCGAGAAGCCAGAGGUGGUGGACACCCUGAGCCCACCACCCUCAGACGCCGGCUCGCCCUUCCAGCGCAGCCCACUGUCCCUUGGCAGCAGGGGCAGUAGCAGUGGUGGCAGUGGCAGUGACUCGGAGCCUGACAGCCCAGUCUUUGAGGACAGCCAGGUGAAGCCAGAGCAGCUGCCGCCCCCCCACAGCCGGGGCAUGCUGGACCGCUCCCGCCUGGCCCUGUGUGUGCUUGUCUUCCUCUGUCUCUCCUGCAACCCCUUGGCCUCCCUGCUGGGCAGCCGGGGUCCCGCUGGCCCCUCCGAUGCCACCAGCGUCUACCAUGGUCCUGGGCGCAGCAUGCUGGGUGCUGAGGGCAGAGAUGGCGUUGGCUGGGCCCCGUGGCUGCUGCCUCCACUGCUCUGGCUGAUGAACGGGCUGCUGGUGCUGUUCUCCUUGGCACUUCUCUUUGUCUACGGAGAGCCGGUCACGCGGCCCCACUCAGGCCCCGCCGUGCACUUCUGGAGGCAUCGCAAGCAGGCUGACCUGGACCUGGCCCGGGGGGACUUUGCCCAGGCCGCCCAGCAGCUGUGGCUGGCCCUGCGGGCCCUGGGCCGGCCCCUGCCCACCUCCCACCUGGACCUGGCCUGCAGCCUGCUCUGGAGCCUGAUCCGCCACCUGCUGCAGCAUCUCUGGGUGGGCCGCUGGCUGGCAGGCCGGGCGGGGGGCCUGCGGAGGGAUGGUGCCCUGCAGGUGGACGCCCGCACCAGUGCCCGCGAUGCGGCCCUUGUCUACCACAAGCUGCACCAGCUGCACACCAUGGGGAAGUACUCGGGCGGGCACCUGGCUGCCGCCAACCUGGCACUGAGUGCCCUGAACCUGGCCGAGUGCGCGGGGGAGGCCAUGUCCGUGGCCACUCUGGCUGAGAUCUAUGUGGCCACCGCGCUCAGGGUCAAGACCAGUCUCCCCCGGGCCUUGCAUUUUCUGACGCGCUUCUUCCUGAGUAGUGCCCGCCAGGCCUCCCUGGCACAGAGCGGCUCAAUGCCUCUUGCCAUGCAGUGGCUCUGCCACCCUAUGGGCCACCGUUUCUUCGUGGAUGGGGACUGGGCCGUGUGCAGCGCUCCGCGGGACAGCUUGUACAGCAUGGCCGGGAGCCCAGUGGACCCCCUGGCCCACGUGACUCAGCUCUUCCGUGAACAUCUCUUGGAGCGAGCGCUGCAUUGCCUGGCCCAGCCCAGCCCCGGCCCCGGGUCAGCCGAUGGGGACAGGGAAUUCUCCGAUGCCCUCGGGUACCUGCAGCUGCUGAACAGCUGUUCUGACGUGGCCGGGGCUCCUGCCUGCAGCUUUUCCAUCGGCUCCAGCAUGGCUGCCACCGCCGGCACAGACCCGGUGGCCAAGUGGUGGGCCUCGCUGACGGCUGUGGUGACUCACUGGCUCCGGCGGGAUGAGGCGGCGGCCGAGCGGCUGUAUCCACUGGUGGAGCACCUGCCCCGCGCCCUGCAGGAGUCCGAGAGAUCCCUGCCCAGGGCGGCUCUGCACACCUUCAAGGCUGCCCGGGCCCUGCUGGGCCGUGGGAAGGCGGAGUCUGGCCCGGCCAGCCUGGCUGUGUGUGAGAAAGCCAGUGGGUACCUUCAGGACAGCCUGGCCGCUACGCCAGCCGGCAGCUCCAUUGACAAGGUCAUGCAGCUGCUCCUGUGUGACCUGCUCCUUGUGGCGCGCACCAGCCUGUGGCAGCGGCAGAAGCCGCCGGCACCCUCCCAGGCCUCACCGGGCCCGGGCAGUGGGGCCCAGGCCUCUGCCCUCGAGCUCCGUGGCUUCCAGAGGGACCUGAGUGGCCUGAGGCGUCUGGCGCAGAGUUUCCGGCCUGCCAUGCGGAGGGUGUUCCUACAUGAAGCCACUGCCCGGCUGAUGGCAGGGGCCAGCCCGGCGCGGACACACCAGCUCCUGGACCGCAGCCUGAGGAGGAGGGCCGGCCCCUGCGGCAAAGGAGGCACGGCGGCGGAGCUGGAGCCGCGGCCCACGAGGCGGGAGCACGCGGAGGCGUUGCUCCUGGCUUCCUGCUACCUGCCGCCCGGCUUCCUGUCGGCGCCUGGGCAGCGAGUGGGCAUGCUGGCCGAGGCGGCACGCACGCUCGAGAAGCUCGGUGACCGCCGGCUGCUGCAUGACUGCCAGCAGAUGCUCAUGCGCCUGGGCGGCGGGACCACCGUAACCUCCAGCUAGACCCCCGCUGGCGGCCCAGCCCCAGCGCCCCUGUUUCUGUCUCGACGGCCGAGGGCAGCGCCGGAGACCCGGGACCCAAGGCUCGCCCACGGAGUGCACGGUCCCUGGCGGGCUGGAGACCCUCGGGGACUAUCGCACUUGACCUUGGGGGCCUCCCCAGCCCGCUCCAGCACUCGAUGAGCGGCGGCCAGGAUGGUGCUGGCCCCUGGUGGCCGGCCGGGGGAUUGCCGGGGCCUGGCCGCCGCCGGGGGUCAACUGUUCCGCGGGCCGCCAAUCCUGGGCUUUCCCUCUCCGUCCAGAGGGAAGAGGGGUGCGUUUCACUGAGCCGAAGGGCCCUGCCCCCGGCGCCUCCUUCCCAUCUGGGGAGACCUGUGCAUAGUGUAGAUCGUGGUGCGCCAGCCUCCUGGCCUCUGAGGUUCCAAGUGUUACUUUGCCUUUUGCAAACUUUAUUUUCAUAGGUUGAGAAGUUUUAUACAGAGAAUAAAAAAUGAACUUAUUUAUAA
Molecule: messenger RNA, 4081 nt
Organism: Eubalaena glacialis (North Atlantic right whale)
Lineage: Eukaryota; Metazoa; Chordata; Mammalia; Artiodactyla; Balaenidae
Gene: SREBF1
Product: sterol regulatory element binding transcription factor 1
Exons: 19
Coding region: 147-3578 (1143 amino acids)
Biological process (GO): regulation of transcription by RNA polymerase II
Cellular component (GO): nucleus
Molecular function (GO): protein dimerization activity; DNA-binding transcription factor activity, RNA polymerase II-specific; RNA polymerase II cis-regulatory region sequence-specific DNA binding
Source: RefSeq, a predicted model, not a curated record